AUGAAGUCUGCCAAUGAUGCUAAGAAGGAGCUGAGCCUUACGGUCUCCACGUCGACUGUCCUUCGUACAAUUCAACGUUUUGGAGUUAUCGUUCGUCAAAUCAUGAAACCGAUUCCUAAAAUGACCGAUAACCAUAAAGCGUUGAAUUGUACGAAGGACAGUCGACGUGGAGACCGUAAGGCUCAGCUCCUUCUUAGCAUCAUUGGCAGACUUCAUAGAGUUGGAUACAGUUCGUACCACUGCACGUUCAUCGCGAUCAUUGAGUGUUUUUGGUCGUCCAGGAGACUUUGUCACGCCAUACGUUAUCGGAUCACGCAAGAAGUUGAUGAUGCAUUUCCUUGAUCGGCCCAAACGACGAGACAUAUCGCUAUGAUUGAGUCCCAAUUGAUCCAUAAGCUUUACUUGAUCCUGUUCGGAUUGGGUCAGCAGAGUAGAGCGUCCUAUUUUGAGAAAGGAGUGAAUGAGAGUACUUUAGGAGAAUCCCAAAUAUUAAUUCAAGUGAAUCCCAAAUUCUGGUGAAGCCUGCACAUCAUCCUUCUUCUGAAGCCUGCACAUCACACUGGAUGCUGUAGUAAAACUUUGGUACUACUGUAACUCCAACAAAAUAUGAAUAAAUAAAACAAAAAAACAUCAAAAGCAUAAUUAAAAAUCAAAAAUAAGUUAUAACCCAGAGAAAAAGUUAAGAAUUGAAUGAAAGUGUAUGAUUUUUUGAGGGGUGUGCUAUCUUUAUGACGCGCCUGUUUUAACGACUUUUUGGUACCCUAGUCUUAUUUUUUGCGUGGGAUACCUAGAAAAUUGGCUACGUAGGUUUUUUUAGGCGUAGAAAACAAUGGCAAUCACCAUUUUCCGUCAUAUUCUUUAGUUCUCUCCAUAUCGUCAAAAUAGGGGGGUGUGCUAUCAUUAUGACGCGCACUGUAUGCUCGCAUCACAGGACGAAUAUUUUCUUUCAGAGCUGCUUCAAAUGCCUAAUAAUCUUCUCCGACGUCAUCAUCUUCCGGAUGCACAUGGUGUCUCACGGAUCCAAUGCAUCAACUGCUUGGCAAUGCACAAUGUGCCGAACAGAAUGCUCGAAUCGCCGGAGGUUCCAGUCCCACUCGAUCGGCUCUGCUCAUUCCCUUAUUCCCGACGGAGUGACGGUUCCCUUUUCAGUCCCCUGGUCUUCCGGGCUGCCGGAUUUGAUGUCGUUGUGCUCUUUGCCGGAACAAGAUCAGGAGGCAACAGAGGAAAAGAAGUAGGUUUCAGGUAUUUUUCAAGUUUUAACUCAUUUCUCUGGCUAUUUCAGAGUGGCAAUCGGAGACAAAGAUUCAGAUCUGUCCCCAAAAGAUGAGCAAGGACAUUCUGGAGACCAUGCACCAAAGAAACAAUCACACUCUCACGAAGUCUAAUCCACCCAAACCCCGAAAAAAUUCAGUAAGUUGAUUUCUUUAGAUUUCCACUGAAUCUUCAUUACUUUCAGUACAACCUCGAUUCCAGUAAUUCCAACCAUCUCCAUUUUUGA
Molecule: messenger RNA, 1498 nt
Organism: Caenorhabditis sp. 36 PRJEB53466
Lineage: Eukaryota; Metazoa; Nematoda; Chromadorea; Rhabditida; Rhabditidae
Source: the annotation of a GenBank genome assembly